AUGGCAUCUUGUUCUUGUGUUGCAAAGGAAGCAGAAGCUGAUUCUACAAUGCUGCCAAACUGGCUUGAUCUUCCAAGAGACAUCACAAGUAACAUCCUUCAGAGGCUUGGUACAAAGGAAAUUGUUACUAGUGCGUGUCUUGUCUGCCCUCUAUGGUGGGACAUUUGCAAGGAUCCUCUCAUGUGGCACACCAUUCACAUGACUUAUUUUAGAAGUGUUUUCUACAAAAAUCAUUCGGAGUAUCUGAAGGUUUGUCGUUAUGCUGUUGAACGAAGCUGCGGUCAUUUAAAAGACAUUAAUAUUGAGUGCUUUUGCACCGAUGAACUCCUUGAAUGCAUAGCUGAAAAUGGCAGUAACCUUCGAACCAUGCGCCUCCUAAAUUGCCUUAGUAUUUCCGACAAAGGAUUUAGUGAAGCUGUGAGAAAAUUUUCACAGUUAGAGAAGUUGGACAUCUCAUAUUGUAAGCUAUCUAAGGUUUCUCUUGAAGUUCUUGGCCGAUCUUGUCCUCUUCUAAAAUCUUUAAUAUUUAAGACAUAUGGUUAUGUACGUUCGAGUGCUGAUGAUAAUAAGGCUGUUGUUAUUUCUGACACAAUGUCUGGACUAUGUCAUCUUGAUAUUAAAGGAAGCAGGCUCUCUAAUGUCGGGCUUCUUUCUAUUCUUGAUAAAUGUCCUCUACUCGAGUAUCUUAAUAUUCAAGAAUGUUACAAUCUCAAUUUGACUGAAGAUUUGAAGAAAAGAUGCCUUGAGCAGAUUAAGGUUAUAGUAUUCCCAAUCCCUGAUAACCGUGAUGACUUGGAUGAAUAUCUUAUUUUUUAUUAUGAUAUGGACUGUAAUUUUGAUUAUUAUGAUUCUUAUGAUUCUUGUGAUGAUUUUAAUUGA
Messenger RNA from Lathyrus sativus (Indian pea), 879 nucleotides. The record is from the annotation of a GenBank genome assembly. NCBI's taxonomy places the organism in Eukaryota, Viridiplantae, Streptophyta, Magnoliopsida, Fabales, Fabaceae.